Molecule: messenger RNA, 1725 nt
Organism: Fusarium keratoplasticum
Lineage: Eukaryota; Fungi; Ascomycota; Sordariomycetes; Hypocreales; Nectriaceae
Product: Carboxylic ester hydrolase
Exons: 2
Coding region: 1-1725 (574 amino acids)
Source: RefSeq, a predicted model, not a curated record
AUGCCGGCCAGCAGAACACCUACCGGCAAGACUCGAUUGCCUGUCGAUGGCCUUGGAGUGGUCGAAGGGCUCAAUUUCACCCAGGGUGUGCAUCAGUUCUGUGGCAUUCCUUACGCUUCCCUACCCAAACGUUGGACACGCUCCCAACUCAAGGACUCGUGGCCAAAUGACUUUCAUGACGGAACAAAGCUCGGGUGUAACGCACCCAAUCCUCCAGAGUACAACGGAAGCGACCCUCUUGUACCAGUUGAUAUCGCACCUCAUUUUGAGGAGCCGCCCGAGGACGAACUCAAUUGUCUUGUUAUGAACAUCACCACCCCGUCCAUGGACCCUGGCACGAAACUCCCUGUCAUGGUAUACAUCCACGGGGGCUCUUUGCUCUUUGGAGGUGCCAACAAGGGUGUUUUCGACAGCGUCAACUUUGUGACCCACGCCGUUGCUCGCAACACUCCCGUCGUCUCCGUCAACUUCAACUACCGCGUCGGCCUUGGAGGGUUCCUCGCUUCAUCCGCCAUCAAAACUGAUCUAGAGCGUGAUGGAUACCAAGGUUUCGGCAAUUUCGGCCUCUACGAUCAACAAGUUUUGCUCCACUGGGUGAACCGCUAUAUCGCCUCGUUCGGUGGCGAUCCAGACAACGUUACUAUUUACGGAGAGUCUGCUGGAGGCAUAAGUGUUUCUCAUCACAUUGUCGCCCGAGAUCCAGCUCCAUUCCACCGAGCCAUUGCCAUGUCAGGCCAUCUGAACACCAUCCCCACUUGGCCAUUGGGUCACCACGAGAAACAUUACCGGGCGCUACUUGAGUACUUGGGAAUUGAUCCAGACUCUCCUUCUUCACUUGAACAACUUCGAAGCGUUCCUGAGCAUGUAGUAGCCAAGGCGACGAUACCGGUAGAGGGACACUUGAAUGCUACCGGAAACCCAUGUGAUGACGGUGUUUUCCACGCGGCCAAACCGUCCUUCAACACCAUCGCUUCACCACCUGCAUGGCUCAAAUCAUACAUGGUUGGAGACACUGCUGAUGAAGGCAUGCUCUUUACUGAGGCCUUCUGUGAUGAAGACUUUGGCUCCAUCAGAAGUCAAAUGAUGGGCUGGCUUAGCACAGAAGCAACUGAUACUAUACUUGCGUUAUAUGGCGUUACACCCGGACUUGAGCAAGAAGAGCUCGCGAAGCGCAUGGAGGACAUGUCUGCUGACGCGAUAUUCAAGUCACACAACUGGGUCGCGGCUCAUCGUUCGAAAAUUCCGCAGACAUUUGGUUAUCAUUUUGACCAAGUGUGCACACACGAGGGCAUGUUCAAGGGACAGGCAUACCAUGCCUUGGAUCUCUUAUACUUGUUCCUGAACUUCGAUGAGCAUCUGACCGAAGGCCAACGGAAACUCGCAAGGAAUAUGGCCGAUCAUUUUAUCGACUUUGCUCACGGUAAAGACCCGUGGGCUCGCAUGAGUGAAGGUGCACGGUGGAUGCGGUACGGACCGGAUGAGACUUGCAAGACAGUCACUGAGACCAAAGAUGACAAGGUACGCAAGUACUCACGCAUGCAGAAGAUCAUGGACAUGGGUGUCUAUCAGGAAUUUACUCUGGCGGUUGAUUGGAUUGCGGGAGAGAGGGACAAGAUGGGUACGUUCCCACGGAAUCAUGAUGGAGCUGAGUGCAAGCCAAGAGAGAUGGAGGCUUUUACUACCCUGAAGGGCGAGACUGGAAGACAGGAGGCCAUUCCAGCUUAG